This is a messenger RNA of Didymodactylos carnosus, 708 nucleotides long. The record is from the annotation of a GenBank genome assembly. NCBI's taxonomy places the organism in Eukaryota, Metazoa, Rotifera, Eurotatoria, Philodinida, Philodinidae.
AUGGGUGAAGUAUCAUUAGUAUGUCCAAGCAAUUGGCAAAACUUAUCUUUCGAAGAGCAAUCGGUCUAUAUUAAGCAACAUUUGUCAGCAAACGAACAAUAUUCAUCCUAUUCAGUUAAUGAAAAUACAAAAAGAAUAGUUGUUUCAUUAAUUCCAAAUUGGUAUGAAAUGAUAAAGUCUCAUAAAGAUUUUUCGUUACCAAAUAUGACAUCCGUACAUGAAGCUCCUGGAGUCAGACAUUAUGUAUCCCUCUUCUAUUAUUUUGACGGUGGACUACCAAUCUUAUCAUUUAUUGAACACAAAGGAAAUGAAUUGGCUCUAGAAAGAUUGAGUGAUAUGCUGAAUCAUCCCUAUCAUAAAUAUGAAUUUCGUCAUGAUGCUUGGACAAUAAAAUGGAUUCAAAAUAAACAUGUUUUCAAUGAAAAUGUUGUGAGGAAAAUACAAGAGACAUGGAAAAACGAAUCACAUGAUACGUUUAAAAGAGGCGAUGAAAAUAGUCUUAAUGAAGAAGAUCAACUGCGAAAUGAAUUGGAUGAUCUAAUUGAAAAUGAUCUUUCUGAUACAGAGAUUAUCAUAUAUAAUGGAGGACUAAGUUUAUUACCAGUUACACUUGAGCAAGAUGGGCCAAAAAAUAAUACGGAUAGUCCAACUAUUGUGACAUAUAUUUUUUCAGAUAAUCUUAAUAAAUUUAUUCAGGAAUGGUACUAG